AUGGAGAAUGUGCUCACUGCUCAGUCGGUGGUGGAGGCUGUGCACGCUGGUGGAGGCUUCAAGCUGGUGGAGGAUGUGCUCGUCGCUGGUGGAGGCUGUGCUCGUUGGUGGAGGAUAUGCUCGCUGGUGGACACUGUGGUCGCUGGUGGAUGGUUCUCCGAUGAUCUUCCUCGUCGGAGAGUGGUUGAGGAGGAGGAGAGAGAUGAGCAGUUAU
Messenger RNA from Ilex paraguariensis (yerba mate), 214 nucleotides. Lineage: Eukaryota; Viridiplantae; Streptophyta; Magnoliopsida; Aquifoliales; Aquifoliaceae. The record is from the annotation of a GenBank genome assembly.